Heterobasidion irregulare TC 32-1 is the source of this 2559-nucleotide messenger RNA. RefSeq lists its product as uncharacterized. Bases 1 to 2457 code for a protein of 818 amino acids. The transcript has 11 exons. The record is from RefSeq and is a predicted model, not a curated record. Lineage: Eukaryota; Fungi; Basidiomycota; Agaricomycetes; Russulales; Bondarzewiaceae. Gene Ontology annotation, molecular function: RNA binding; metal ion binding.
AUGAUGCCGAUCACGACCACACCAAACAAGCAUUCUUUCUAUACUCCUAAUGUUCCAGCGUCUGCGCCUGCCACGCCCGCAUAUACCCGAUCCGCCAAGUCCAAUACCGACGGACCUCCUCCAGUAACCCCUCAACGUAUUCCGCGCGCCCACAGACAUCAGCAUCACCUUCAAAAUUAUUUUUCGAACUCUCCAUCAACUCCUGCUAGUACUCUCUCGACACCUUACACACCUCUGAGCCUCCGCAAUGUAUGGUCGAACGACUCGUCGGCGCUGACGACACCUGUGUCCGUCGCGAGCUCAAAGCGGACCGGUUUGUCUGUAUCGCCUGAAUCUUCUGCGAAUGGCUUUGGAGGCGAUGCGGGCCGAGGGGAGAUAGCCAAUGACUGGCGUUCUCGCGCAGGUGAGAAUGGGAUCCGAGUCGCUUCGGUCAACGGGUCCAAGGACGAAGGUGCAUAUAUGCGUCUAAUUUUGGUCUCUUUGAACACACGCGCUGACCCUGCUUCUGAACCCCCUAUUCCCCGUCUGUCACAACGCCUUAUCCUCCUCUCGAUCGCUCAGAUGGUCACUCUUCUUCCACCUCCCUUUUUUAGUACACAGCGUCGACCUCGCUCGCAGACUCUGGCACAUCAGUCGCAAUUGCCUCUCUCACCACAAGUUCAGAGUCAACCGCAUACUCCCGGGCGCCGUACGUUAGCGGCUUUGAACACCCCUCCUCCCCUGGCAUCCAACGUCAAUCGACUCAAAGCAAAAGGAAGCUUGACUGAUCCAGCUUAUCCACGUCGCCGUCAACCGUUUGGACAGACACGCACCGAUCUCUUCGACAUCGACGAAAAUGAUCCUUACCCGACGAUGUUUUCACCAAUACAGCGUCUUGCGAUUCCUUUGGCACUGAAUGGCCCUUUUGACAGAAAUGGAUUUGACGACAUGACUUUCCCGCGAAUUCCCGCACCUGCAUUAUACCCCUUCGAACGCCCAAAUGAUCCAUUAAAGACAGACGAUUCCUGUUCUGUAUGCGGACAGACUUCCUCGUCUUUGGCAGUCUUGGACCCCUGCUCCCACGUCUUGUGCUCUGCGUGCUUGACCAGCGCCCUGAACAUCGUCGGUGAGAAGGACAUGGAGUGCGCAGUUUGCAAGAUAGGGGUGGCAGCCUUCCAUUUGCGAAGCUCUGGCGCGAAAGGAGCUUCCCCACCUAACACGGCACAUGGGGCGUCGCAGCACAGCAAUUUUGGGACCAAUGAUGCCGAUGGUCCAUUUGGUCAUUUCAACUUCUUUAAUGUCCCGGAGACAGCCAGCCCCCAUGGCUUCGGUGGAGUACGACAUACACCGGCAAGGCCAGGGGAACUACCUGUCCUGCGAAUCGACAACGUUCCUUGGGACAUCACUCCUCCUGCCAUUGUCGCGUGGUUGAGGCACCCCGUUCGCCGGGUUCAUGUUCUACUUGACCGCAAGGGAAAGACAUUCAGUCACGCCUUUGUGGAAAUGGUCGAUGAAGAAGCGGCGAGGCAGGCUCUUAGAACGGCUCAAAACUCGGUCCUGGGGAAAGGCAAAAGAGCCCGAGGUGUCACUGUUACCCGAAGCGGACAGGAGGAGUUGAUGAAGGCCUUAUUCCCUUCCUGGCAGGGACGCUUUGAUGGCGUUCACCCCUCUCUCGCCGGCCUGAGCAACGAACAGAUCUAUGCUGUUUUGGAGAAUGGCUUGAUUUCCGACUCUGAGUUGAAGGCGCUACUCCAUUUGAUCCAAUCACCUGACUCUCAUUUCCUCAAAGUACCGUCUCUCCCUUUCCACUCACUCAUUAGCAUUCUGUCGAAAUUUCCCGCCAAUCAAGAUGGUCGGAUCUAUUCCGGGUCGUCCAAGGAAAUUCUGUUCGAAAUCACUAUCACCGCACUUCAAAUUCUCAUUUUGCGCAACACAGACGAAUCCACUGCGUGCGAUCCCGGAUUACUUGCGCAGCUAUCCCAAGCGGCUGUGGCAUGCCAAGCCUUUUCAAGGGAACAAAUCGCGAACCUUGCGAGCCUUGCGAACACCUCUCAACACCUCCUUCUCCCUCGUAGCCCCGCGUCAUCCAUCAGUGCUCUCAGCUCUCACACGCCAGACCAUUUAUCUCAGCGACACCCAAACAUUUCUCGCGCCUCUGUCCAAGCUCAAUCCAAUCAGGCUCUUCAGCGUGGGCCUUUCGACGUGCUGGCCAGGGAGUUCGGCGUUGACUCCCACCUCUCCACGAAAAACGCUUCCAUGUCCAUAUUGCAACCUUCUCUUGAUCAAGGCUCACCCUCAAAAGCUUUUUUUUCUCUGUCAGUCUGGACUCUUUUUAAAUAUAGAUCACCGUCACUGCUAGCACUGUCGUGUUUUAUGCUCUCGCUAUUAUCGUCAUCGCUUUCAAUUAUGCUGUUGUUUUCGUGCUUGUUGGGUUUCAUAGGGCGUUUUGGGGGGUGCUUCUGUGUUCUUCUGCUGUAACGUCGAGCGUAUCGUGUAUCGUACCAGCUAGUUUGCUAUCGCAAACACUUGUCAAUAGGAGUCCAUACCAUGGUCAGGACGGUGUCCUUGGCCGUUCUCCUG